CCACCUUCGUUGCUCUCUGGAAGAAAGAACUGCUCGGCUCUCUUUCCCUCUACACGUCGGAGCAGCUCCUAGACCGCCGUCGACGCCGACGUCCUUCUCUCUCACUCUCUCCCUUCUUUCUUGCUCAGACGCCAUUCCAACACUUAUUUUGAUAAGGGAAAGGAAUAGUGUGUGAGAAGAGAGACAAUUGGACACUGUAGAGGCGUUCUUAUAUGAGCUAAAAGUGAACCUUUCGCGAAGAAUAAGGAGCAGCAGCAGCAGAAGAAGAAGAACAACAGAAGCAAGUGAGUCAAAAUGGACGAGGAGCAGGUAGUGAAAUUUGUGGAAACAUACCUAAAGAAGAAAGGGUUCAAACAAGCAGAGCUUGCUUUCCACGAGGAAGUUCAGAAGAACUCAAAUGCCAACUCAAUCAAGAUCCACUCAGAUCCUGAUCUCUCAAAUCUGAUCCUCUCACUUUCAAAGUCAGGGGAUGAUCCAGGACAGUACCAUGAGGAGUAUGGCAAACUAAGAACAUGGACCUUCAAUUCGCUUGAUUUAUACAAGCAUGAAUUGCUUCGGGUGCUUUAUCCAGUGUUUAUUCAUUGUUAUAUGGAUCUGGUGGCAAAAGGUCAUAUUCAAGAUGCGAGAGCCUUCUUCAACACCUUUCGUGAAGACCAUGAAAUGCUUCAUGCCAGGGACCUUCAGAAGUUGGAAGGAGUUCUUUCACCCUCUCAUAUACAGCUCUUUUUCAGGAGAUGGAAUUUGCUCAUACUCUUAGGCAGAGCAAAGUCAACAUCAAGAUGUGUGAGAUCGCUAAUAAGUAACUUCCUGUCAAAUUACCAGUAUUCCCAUGAGCUCCUGAUGCAGCAUCUCCGAAAGACAAAAUCCACCACAGUCCUUGGGAUUGUCAAUGAGCGAAUUAACUUCCAAGUUUCUCCUGGACAACCAGGUUCAAUAUCUGAUGAUGCCGAGGUUGUGACGCUAAUUGGAACCAGUCAGGAUGCAGCUAAUAAAAUUAACAAGAAAGAAGUACAUUGGGGGUUACUGGAAGAUACACUGGAAGAUCGUCUAGAAAAGGCAGGGGGUUUGCAAUCUGAUACAGAGAAGCCAGAAGGAGAAACCAAAGAUGGUGAGAUUGAUGACAAUAAGAAACGGUUGGCAGAGGGCGGAAAACAAGGUACUUCAGUAAAAAAGUCAAAAAAGGACAAGCCAACUGGCGGUUCAGCGAAAGCUCGAGCUGAAACUAUUGUCGUACCUGCAGCCCCACGUGUCAAACCGGAGCUUCCUUUACCAGUAAUGCCAGCAGAAGUCGAACAGUCCAUCCUUGAGGACUUGAGAAACCGCGUUCAGUUGAGCAGCACAUCAUUGCCUUCUGUUAGCAUGUAUACAUUUAUCAACACACAUAACAGUUUGAACUGCUCCUCAAUCUCAAAUGAUGGAUCAUUAGUUGCUGGUGGAUUUUCAGACUCCUCCCUAAAGGUGUGGGAUAUGGCAAAACUUGGGCAGCAAGCUAGCAGUUCUACUCCGCAGGCUGAAAUUGAUGCUUCUGUUGAGCACAUACAAGGGCCAAAUGGUAGCAAGAGAUCUUACACAUUGUUACAGGGCCACUCUGGUCCUGUUUAUUCAGCCACCUUCAGUCCACUUAGUGAUUUUAUUCUUUCAUCUUCUGCAGACACCACCGUUAGGCUGUGGAGCACCAAGUUGAAUGCCAAUCUUGUUUGUUACAAAGGUCAUAAUUACCCUGUCUGGGAUGUACAGUUUAGUCCUUUUGGACAUUAUUUUGCAAGUGCUUCCCAUGAUAGAACAGCAAGAAUUUGGUCUAUGGACAGAAUUCAGCCAUUACGAAUAAUGGCAGGUCACUUGUCUGAUGUUGAUUGUGUGCAAUGGCAUGCCAACUGCAACUACAUUGCUACGGGCUCCAGCGACAAGACGGUUCGGCUAUGGGACGUACAGAGUGGGGAAUGCGUCCGGAUUUUCAUCGGGCACCGGAGCAUGAUCUUGUCACUGGCAAUGUCACCUGACGGGCGAUAUAUGGCAUCUGGUGAUGAAGAUGGUACCAUCAUGAUGUGGGACCUCUCAAGUGGCCGCUGUGUUUCACCUCUAAUGGGCCAUAACUCAUGCGUCUGGACACUUGCUUUCAGUUGUGAAGGUUCUCUUAUGGCUUCUGGUUCUGCCGAUUCCACUGUGAAAUUGUGGGAUGUAACUUCGAGCACCAAGGGCACUACUAAAACCGACGAAGGCAAAACUGGAAACACCACCGGCAAAUUGAGAUCUCUGAAGACCCUGCCAACAAAGUCGACCCCGGUUUACUCUUUGAAGUUUUCCAGAAGGAAUCUCCUCUUUGCAGCCGGCGUCCUCUCCAAGAAUGUCUGACAAGAGAUGAUUGGUUAGCAAUCAGCGACAUGGUUGAAACUGAAGAGGAAGGGUUAGCUAAGAAACCGUAAGCGCUGGCCUGCAAACAGACUGCGCGAGAGUGGAACAGUUCGUGUUCUUUCUGAAUGAUCUGUUGGGGAUCCUUAAAUUUUAGAGGGAAGUAGAAAGCAGCCAUAUGUGCAUAUCUGCAAUUAUAUAUACAAUGGUUCGUCUUCUCGAUGUAAACGAUAUUAUACUUCUGUAUCAGGGUCGAUUCCUUGCACUAUUUCCUUAUCAUACGACUUGAGACUAGUUUAAAUGCCGAAGGGGAAAGGAAGUGUACCUUGCCCGUGCUCAUAAUCGUACCCAUAUGGUAAAAAAAACAUUAUGACUCACGUGGGUCGUGACCAUUUGUAUAUUGCGUC
Linum tenue is the source of this 2756-nucleotide messenger RNA. Lineage: Eukaryota; Viridiplantae; Streptophyta; Magnoliopsida; Malpighiales; Linaceae. The record is from the annotation of a GenBank genome assembly.